Notothenia coriiceps (black rockcod) is the source of this 2187-nucleotide messenger RNA. Its product is annotated as centrosomal protein of 152 kDa-like. The transcript is spliced from 14 exons. Gene Ontology annotation, biological process: centriole replication. The record is from RefSeq and is a predicted model, not a curated record. Gene Ontology annotation, cellular component: centrosome. NCBI's taxonomy places the organism in Eukaryota, Metazoa, Chordata, Actinopteri, Perciformes, Nototheniidae. The coding region runs from base 340 to 2187 and encodes 615 amino acids.
AACAAGAUAGUGCUCAGACAGAUUCACCACAAAACAGAUGAUAAACUUUUUUUAUUGACAUACGAUUACACGUAUUUACUCAAACGUGUUCUGCGUAAGUUUUCCAAAGCAUGGUCAGUUCGGUUUUAGGUGUUUAUCGGGCUCGUUGUUUUCUAAGGCAAGCUAAUAUGAACGCAAGUUAGUUAGCUAAAGUUAGCGUCGCUGCUUUGUAAUGUAUGUAAACAGUAAUGUGGCUAGUGGUUAGCUAAAAACGUCCCUGAAAUAAGAGGAUAAGCGACUCAUCAAAGGAAACUGCUGUCCCAUUUAUACCAACAGGGAACCCUCUGCAGGCUUCGCAUCAUGUCUAUUGAUUUUGACAGUGCUGCCCUGCAAAUCCAGCAUGAUGAAGAAGAAGAGUAUGACCAGGAGGACUAUGCGAGAGAGCAAGAGCUGCACAAAUUGCUCACCGACCUGCCCGAUGACAUGCUGGAGGACAGUAUAGACUCCUCCUCCCCAGAGCUGGAGUACACUACCUGCACCAAUAAAAACACUGGCAACAGUCCACAUUCCACUUGGACCCAACAAAGGCCAACUUCUCAUGAACAGAACUGUGAACCUGACUAUGAUCAACGCUCCCAGGACGAGUACACCUAUCAGGAUGGAGCGGUUCAGAUCAAUGACCCUCAAACUCAGCCUCAACCUCAAACCUGGAACCAGGACCAUCAGUUCACCCAGGGGGAUUAUUCGUACACCAGCAUCGGCACCGAGAAAUCUACCAAUGAUUUCUCUGCAGAUGAGUAUGAGUCCAAACCAUAUCCUCCAGGCACUAAUAACCCUGUGGUGUUUAAUGGAGAGGCGGGACGCAGGGACGAUCAACAUUACGGAGUUCACAACGGCAUUAACCAUUUUCCUUCGGGGGCGUUGGACAGAGUGGAUCAUCACACGGCCAGCUACAAUCCUCACCAUCCUGCUCAUCAGCCAAAGAUGUUCAACACACAGGCCGUCCACCAAGAAGGUCAAUUUGAACAUCUGCAAAGAGAAUUCCUCGACUCUGCCCAGCAAACUGCUGAUAGGGAGCAGCUUGCCCAGGUGCAGAUUUUGAACAAAGCUCAGCAGAGGCAAAUUGAAGACUUGGAGCGAAAACUGGAGGAUUCAAGGCGUAACAUGAGAUAUAUCGAGCAUCAGUUUGCAAUUGCCAAAGAUGAAAAGGAUGGCCUAGCAGUAAGCCUGACGGAAUCGGGUCAACUGGUUGAAGAGGCCAAGGAGAGAGAGGUUCAAAUGCUGAAUACAUUUAGGGCAAUGGAGCAGCAAGUAAAGGUCCUCACUGAGAGAGACCAGGAGAACACGAGGAAGCAGAGAGUAGCAGAGGCUGCGUUGGACAGCAUGAAGCUCCAGAUGUUGGAGCUUUGUCGCUCUGACACUUUGUCCAAGACGCGGCAGCAGCACGACAGAGACCUCACCGUCAUGAAGGAGCAGCACGAGGCAGCGCUGCUCACACUACAGCAGAAACUAGAGUCUACCGCUCAGGUUCUGAACCAACAGAUUGAUGUUGAUCAGAGGUUACGGGAGCAUGUGAAGCAGCUGGAGCGCCAGAGAGAAGAGGAGCAGCUGGAGAGAGCCAGAGUGGUCAACGCGCUGACUCAGCGUCUGGAGGAGAGUCAGCAACAAUGUGCCAAGCUGCUGCAGACAGGCUCAGUGCAGGAGAUGAGUCAGAUACAAAUCAAACUACAACAGGCUCAAUCAACCAAAGCGCUGAGUGAAAACAUGAACACAGUCCUCCAGGAGGAUCUGGCGGAGUUAAAGGAGCAGAUCAUGAUUUAUGAAUCUGCUGUGAAGCACGGUGUUAUUGCGUUAGAGCAGAGCAGCGACUGGAACAACCAGCUGUCUGACUCCUGUGUAGAUUUAGGACUAAAGAAAGCAAACAGGAAGAACGGCUUGCUUCACAGCACCGCCCUGGCUCACCUGUCGGACUCCAAGCUGCCCAAAGAUGAAGCUAUGCGGCUGCUGCGGGGGGAGAUGCAGCGCUGCCUGGGGAGCCUGAAGGGGAAGCGGCAGAAGAUCAGUCAGCAGCAGGAGGAGCUACUCCUCUGUCAGGGCCGAGUGGGCGAGCUGCAGACCCAGCUAGAGGAAGCCAAACUCUGCUCUUCGUCCUGUGUUGCCCCAGCAAGCACAGACGAUGAGAAGGAGCCAGACAUGUCCAAGAGAUAA